This is a messenger RNA of Leptonychotes weddellii (Weddell seal), 2605 nucleotides long. RefSeq names its product kelch repeat and BTB domain-containing protein 7. Lineage: Eukaryota; Metazoa; Chordata; Mammalia; Carnivora; Phocidae. The record is from RefSeq and is a predicted model, not a curated record. Gene Ontology annotation, molecular function: protein binding.
CUUGCCAGCGCGGCAGUGGCGGCUCUCUUGGUUCCGUCCAGCGGGUCCCGUAAACGAGCUGAGGCGGAGAAAGGGCGCGGAACUGGAAGAGGGUGAGUCAGGCACUGUCUACGCGAUAAAGGGAGGCAGCACCGCGGCGCAGCGCUGAGUUGAGUAAGUGCGGCCCCUGCAGUCUAUUCAGGGACGCCGCGAUCUAGCGCCAGCGAGAAGAGGGCGAGGAGGAGCCAGAGCCCGGUCCUUGCACCCAUUCUCGCCCUCCUACCCCGCCGCCAUCUCCACCAUGCAGUCCCGGGAAGAAGCUCCGCGCUCUCGCCGCCUGGCCAGUCCCCGCGGCGGGAGGCGGCCCAAGAGGAUUUCCAAGCCUUCUGUUUCGGCUUUUUUCACGGGCCCGGAGGAGCUGAAGGACACGGCUCAUUCUGCAGCCCUCCUGGCACAGCUGAAGUCCUUCUACGACGCGCGGCUGUUAUGUGAUGUGACCAUCGAGGUGGUGACGCCUGGUAGCGGGCCUGGCACCGGCCGCCUUUUUUCCUGCAACCGUAACGUGCUGGCUGCCGCGUGUCCCUACUUCAAGAGCAUGUUCACCGGUGGCAUGUACGAGAGCCAACAGGCGAGUGUGACCAUGCAUGAUGUGGAUGCUGAGUCCUUCGAGGUGCUGGUCGACUACUGCUACACCGGUCGCGUGUCGCUAAGUGAGGCCAACGUGCAACGCCUUUACGCGGCCUCUGACAUGUUACAGCUCGAGUACGUACGGGAAGCCUGUGCCUCCUUCCUAGCCCGCCGCCUUGACCUGGCCAACUGCACCGCCAUCCUCAAGUUUGCCGACGCCUUUGACCAUCACAAGCUGCGUUCACAGGCCCAGUCCUUUAUAGCCCACAAUUUCAAGCAGCUCAGCCAGAUGGGCUCGAUUCGGGAAGAGACUCUGGCAGAUCUGACCCUCGCCCAGUUGCUGUCCAUCCUGCGCCUGGAUAGUCUCAACAUAGAGCUGGAGCAGACCGUGUGUCAUGUGGCGGUGCAGUGGUUGGAGGCGGCUCCCAAGGAGCGGGGCCCCAGCGCUGCGGAAGUCUUCAAGUGUGUCCGCUGGACGCACUUCAGAGAUGAAGAUCAGGAUUACCUGGAAGGGCUGUUAACCAAGCCCAUUGUCAAGAAGUACUGUCUGGACCUUAUUGAAGGGGCCCUGCAGAUGCGAUAUGGUGACAAGUUGUGCAAGUCCCUGGUGCCGAAGCCAGAGACCAGCAGCGGCAGCGGCGGCGCCAGCAGCACCUGCAGCACCAGCAGUGGCGGCGGCAGCAGCAGCGCCUCUGUGGUGCCCACAGCAGAGAAUCCCCCCCAGCGGCUGGGCGUGUGCGCUAAGAAGAUGGUGAUCUUCUUUGGCCAUCCCAGAGAUCCCUUCCUGUGCUGUGACCCGUACACCGGCGAUAUUUACAAAGUGCCGUCGCCUCUGACCUGCCUGGCUCACACGAGGACUGUCACCACCUUAGCUGUCUGUGUCUCUCCAGACCACGACAUCUACCUGGCCGCUCAGCCCAGGAAGGACCUGUGGGUGUACAAGCCAGCCCAGAACAGCUGGCAGCAGCUUGCCGACCGCCUGCUGUGUCGGGAGGGCAUGGAUGUGGCCUACCUCAAUGGCUACAUCUACAUUUUGGGUGGGCGAGACCCGAUUACCGGCGUGAAACUGAAGGAGGUAGAAUGCUACAGUGUCCAGAGGAACCAGUGGGCGCUGGUGGCUCCUGUACCCCAUUCCUUCUAUUCCUUUGAACUAAUAGUGGUUCAAAACUAUCUUUAUGCUGUGAACAGUAAGCGCAUGCUCUACUACGAUCCUAGCCACAAUACGUGGCUGAACUGUGCUUCUCUUAAACGUAGUGACUUUCAGGAAGCCUGUGUCUUCAAUGAUGAGAUCUAUUGUAUCUGUGACAUCCCAGUCAUGAAGGUCUAUAACCCAGCCAGGGGAGAAUGGAGGCGGAUUAGUAAUAUUCCCUUGGACUCAGAGACCCACAACUACCAGAUUGUCAAUCAUGGCCAAAAGUUGCUUCUCAUCACUUCUACCACCCCUCAAUGGAAAAAAAACCGGGUGACUGUUUAUGAAUACGAUACUAGGGAAGACCAGUGGAUUAAUAUAGGUACCAUGUUAGGCCUUUUGCAGUUUGACUCUGGCUUUAUUUGCCUCUGUGCUCGUGUGUAUCCUUCCUGCCUGGAACCUGGACAGAGUUUCAUCACUGAGGAAGAUGAUGCACGGAGUGAGUCUAGUACUGAAUGGGACUUAGAUGGAUUCAGUGAGCUGGACUCAGAGUCAGGAAGUUCAAGUUCUUUUUCUGAUGAUGAAGUCUGGGUGCAGGUAGCACCUCAGCGAAAUGCACAGGAUCAGCAGGGUUCUUUGUAAAUAUUUUGAAGCACUAAAAUGUUUCUACUGCUAUGGAAUGUAUCUUUAAAAGAUGUCCUUUUCUUGAAAAAAAAAAUGUUGAUUAGGACUGCAGAUUUGGUUUGGAAAGGGUGAUGUUUGAAUUACUAAUGUAAUGUUACAAAAUUUAAACACUCCAUGAAAUCAACCUAUAUAAUAAUUUACUGUGCUAAAAGUUGAGAUUAAAAUAUGCAAAAAUGAACUAUAUAA